Molecule: messenger RNA, 2711 nt
Organism: Camelus dromedarius (Arabian camel)
Lineage: Eukaryota; Metazoa; Chordata; Mammalia; Artiodactyla; Camelidae
Gene: DNAJC30
Product: DnaJ heat shock protein family (Hsp40) member C30
Exons: 1
Coding region: 17-697 (226 amino acids)
Source: RefSeq, a predicted model, not a curated record
GCCGGCUUCAUGCAAGAUGGCGGCCCGGCGCAAUCUGAGGUGGCCGCGGUUGUUUCUGUGGAGGUUGUGGCAGGCCCGGAGAUUUCCUCAAAACCUAGGACUGGGUCUGGGCCUGGAAGCAAGUUCUUAUUCCCAGAGUGACGGGCCGUACUCGCGCACGGCGCUCUAUGAGCUGCUUGGCGUCCCCUCUACGGCCACCCAGGCGCAAAUCAAGGCGGCAUACUACCGGCAGAGCUUCCUCUAUCACCCGGACCGCAACUCGGGGAGCGCCGAGGCUGCCGAGCGCUUCACGCGCAUCUCCCAGGCCUACGUGGUGCUGGGCAGUGCCACCCUGCGUCGCAAGUAUGACCGCGGCUUGCUCAGCGACGAGGACCUGCGCGGCCCUGGAGUCCGGCCUUCCAAGACACCCUCCGCCGACCCGGACUCGCCCCGCACCCCGCCGCCCGCCUCUCGGACCCAGGGUCGCGGUCAGGCCUCGCCGGGUGGCAACCGCCCCAUGUUCGACUUUGACGCCUUCUACCAGGCUCAUUACGGCGAGCAGCUGAAGCGCGAACGGCACCUGAGGGCCCGACGAGAGGCCCUUCGCAAGCAGCGGGAGGAUCGGGCCAAGAAGGGCUUACACUGGGACGAGACCCGAGACACGGCUUUAAUCUUCGUUCUGCUCAUAAUCUUCAUCAUCAUGGGCUUUCGUUUUUAAUCGGAGAGUAGAGGGCAGGGGAGCAGCCCCCAGCCAGCCCCCCAAGAAAAUGGCCUUUCCUGUCAUCUUGAACACUUUGCCUUCCGUUGUCUACCUCUGCUGGGGUCCGAAAGACCCGCUCUCCCCGUCCUCUUCCCCACCUGGCCAGCUUAGCCGUUGACCUGCACAUCCGUACGCCUCUGGCCCGGAAAAGGAGACUUGAUGCCCGAGAAAGAGGCCCCCAGUGAAGAGUCCCGAAAGCCCGAGAGGAAAGGGUUUCCUGGAGCCCCGGGGGUGCCUGCUUCCAGAGGUUGUUAACUUCCAGGACACUUGCUCUGGCUUUCUUGUAAGCCCCUGAGCAAGACUUACCUGCUUCUGCCUGCCCCACGUUUGUAGCGUGGGGCUCCUCUCUAACCUUGAAAUGUGCAAUAUGACCAAUUGUUGGCUGCCAAAAGAAAGAUUCUGGGGUUGUAUGAAACUGUCUUUCUGUGAGUUCCCCAAGCCACAGGUGAGAUCUGAUGUAGCGUAAGGAUGUGAUCUGUGGAAACCUUGCUGUUGUGUGGUGGUCAGCCCCAGAUCCCACUCCCCCUUCUGUUGAUGGGAGUGGGAAAGUAAGGUCAUGGGGCACAGGAAUCAGCAUUCCUGUGCCCAUGCUUAUCUAUUGUAUGACUUUGGAGAAGUUACUCUGUGGGCAUUUCGGCAGAGGAGCAAAUCAUUUGCUUUCUUGAGGCCUGUUACACUUGAUUAUCUGUGUUCUAAUGGGCUUGGUGAUUAAAAUACAAUGCCAGUAGAGUCAGGUUUAUCCUUGGGACAGUGUGCCUGUCACCUGGUCAUCUGUUGAGCAGCUGAACCCAUCACUAACUGCAGCUCAUCCCAUCCCAGAAAUAGAGCAACAAACUGGCAGUUUGAGUUGCCUGAAUGUGGCCUGUCCUCCUGUUUUGCUUGCAGUGCUUAUCACAGGCCCUACAAGCCAAGUCCUUGAAACGUGGCUGCUUGAGGCUGUGGGAAUUGGGGGAGUUUGGAGGAGACAGGACUACUGAGGGACAGGAGGCACAUGGCGGAAACUUACUUAUUCAGAGCUGGCUGAGGUUUUUUUCCUUCCCUCUAUUCCAAAUUGCUGCUAAGCAGUCGGUCAUCAGUUGGCUAGAGCUGUGGUAAUCCAGCUGUCUUAACCCCAAAUCUCAGCAUGUGGGGUGUGGGUUAGCUGUGUAGGUACUCGAGCGUUUAUGCCCUGGGGUUGAGUGUAAAGCUGGGAUCAGGAAACCUUUGCAGGAGAUCUACCACAGGGGUGAGGGCCUAAGUCUAGGUUCUAAACAAAGACAGAGGUGCUUUGCUAUAUUAAUACUAAUUCCUGCACUCAAUCUUGUGUGUGAAAUCCUUGUAUAAAUGGGGAUAAACCUACAGCUAGUUCAACUUGGUCUCUUGGAAAGCCUUCAGUUUUCUCUAGCCUUGAAAGUUGGGAGCAAGCUCUUGGUCAUGACUUUGCAGUGACCAUAUGACUCAGUAGUAAAGAUUUAAGCCCACACUGGUUCAGACCUGCUGGGCUCCAUGAGCCUUGGUUUGGGGGGAAGGGCACAUGUACUUUCAAAAAGAACAUUAAUGUUAUUAUGUUUCAUAUUUGGAAAACAAGUGGGAAAGUCUGUUCUUUACGAAACACAAACUACAGGAAGUGAAACUUAGUAAAAUGUACAGAGGCUAGUGAUUCUCAGCCAAGGAGAUGGGGCAUAACAGAGUGUCCUUGGGGCAAGAUUCUAUUUGAGUUUCUGUCAAAUGGGGUUGGAGUUCUUUUGGGUUUUGUAAAAGCACUAGUGGUCUGUGAUAUCUGGGGCCUUUCUCACAGGCACCUUGCCAUAGACCUCUCGUUUUGUUUCCUCCUGGUGAAGAUCAUAGCCAAGAACAUUCCCUGGGCCCCAGAACAUAGAGGUAGAUGGAAAGCUCCUGAAUGUUUGGGGUGGUGGGGUCCAGACUCUGUGAAACCUCUGGAACAUUCCAUGCAACUCCAAACAGGGUAGUCAAUAAAAUAUUAACCAUCCAA